AUGUCUGGAGCCUCGAGCCCGGUGUCCAUGAUGACGCCCGAGUCGGAGAAUGGCAGCCUCGCGCCCUCGUCGCCCCGUUUGGAAAGCCAAGACAGCCGCAUCAUCAUCCGCCGCCUGCUGUUGAGAUAUGGCCGCCAUGAGAUCGAGAGACUGCUCGAGGAAGAAAGCUGCGAGCCCUCUUUGUACGGCCAUCAGCCUUCCUCUCUCGCCUAUGAAGGCAACUUUGCCCCAGUCGUGUCUGAAAACAUCCCCCCUGGCAUGGCGAACACGGCCGCCAGCGUCGUGAGCUAUCCCGGCGUGUCGUCCGGGCCGCGCCAGCGGGUCUUUUCCGGCCUCGCGGGAGGCCCGGGCCCGCUCUUCUCCGUUGCUGCCGGAGGCUCGAGGCCGAGCGGGCGCCUGUCGUCGUCGUCGUCGUACAGGAUGGACUACGCGUGCGGAUUCUGCGCCGAGAUCGGCAUCACCAAGACGUGCACACGCCGCAACGACCUGCGGCGGCACAUCGACCAGUUCCACAACACAAACGCCCAGUGGCUCUGCCAGCAUCCCGGCUGCCGCAUGGCCUUUGACUGGCAGACGGCCUACCAGAUCCACCUGCGCAACGAGCACGGCGGCUCGCAGAUGCGCAUGGAGGAGGCCAAGGUGGUCCUGUGCCCCCAGACCGUCUUUGCCUGCGGCCACGAGGGCUGCCACCACGUCCUCGAGGCCGCCAACGACUCGACCGCCCCGGCCACCUGGAAGGCCUACACGGCCCACCUCAUCAAGCACUGCGAGGAGGGACGCGCCGGCAGCGCCGGCAGCUGGGACUACUCGCACCGGAUGCGGAACCUGCUGAACCAGUCCCGCGUCGCCGCCGCCUGGAAGAGCUCCGGGGCCGAAGAGGCUGGGCCGGCCCCGCUCCGGUGGGACCCCGGCGCGAGCCGGACUCUGCGCAAGCUGCUCGAGACGAGGCACCUCGACAACCUGCCGCGGCUCCUCGGGCUCGUUGUCCUCCUGGGCUCCCCGGGGCCCGACGCGCCCAAGCAUAUUCACGCAAAACUCGACCUCGACCUGCCCGUCAAGAAGCUCUGUCCCGCGGCCGCCAUCAAGCACGAGAUGCGCAACAGCCCGCCGCCGCACCCCGAGACUCUGCCGCGACAGGGGCUUGGCUUGGACGCCGCCGACCUGUACAAGAUGUCGGGGACGGAGAUGUCGCCCUACCACGGCGUGGCCGACAGUCCCCGACCCCAUCCGACCCCCAGCAUGCCGUUCCGGACCUCGGCGGGACCCGAUGCUUACAGUGUAUGCAAUAAUGACGACCAAGAUCACUCCAAGAACAGCGGCGGAAACGACGGGCACGCAGUUGACACGCCCAUGACCCCCCCGCAAGGAUUCUACGGCAUGCUCGCCCCGCCUGUCUACCCGCAACAGUAUGUCGCCUUCCGGCCGCCGACGGGCCCGGGUCGUCCCGCAGACUCGUGCGCCGUGCCGCCCUCUCACCCCGUUGCGACGGAGCAGAGCAUCGUCCUGGGCGGCGGCGCCGCGGCGGCCAUUCCUAGGGCCCACCACCAUGACGGCUGGGCCGAAGUGUACGGCUCGACCGGUCUUCAGAGCCCGGCAUUGACGGACGCCUACUACGACGUGGGCAGUCCCAUGGCGUCGGGCCACCAGAACAUGCUUGGGACGUAUGUUCCUCCGCCUUCUUGA
Hirsutella rhossiliensis is the source of this 1683-nucleotide messenger RNA. Its product is annotated as zinc finger domain-containing protein. The transcript has 2 exons. The record is from RefSeq and is a predicted model, not a curated record. Bases 1 to 1683 code for a protein of 560 amino acids. NCBI's taxonomy places the organism in Eukaryota, Fungi, Ascomycota, Sordariomycetes, Hypocreales, Ophiocordycipitaceae.